Equus quagga is the source of this 1785-nucleotide messenger RNA. It is a transcript of the gene JOSD2, whose product is annotated as Josephin domain containing 2. The record is from RefSeq and is a predicted model, not a curated record. Gene Ontology annotation, biological process: protein deubiquitination. Gene Ontology annotation, molecular function: cysteine-type deubiquitinase activity. The transcript has 5 exons. Lineage: Eukaryota; Metazoa; Chordata; Mammalia; Perissodactyla; Equidae. Bases 456 to 1022 code for a protein of 188 amino acids.
CACACAUGGGAGUAACACUCCCGGAAGCUAUCGCGAGAGCCUACCCACUACAUUUCCCAGAACCCUCUGAGCAGCAGGGGGCGUGGUAGUGCACGGAGGGUUGGGCCUCUAGACGGCACAUUUCCGGGAUUCGCCGCAGGGACUGACGGGAGUUGUAGUCCCGCCUUCUUGGGGCGAGAGCGGACUUCCGGGUCACGCUACCCAAUCGCUCCGUGCCGAGCAAGAGCACUUGGGGGGCCCGCCGGGAGUCGUAGUCCAGCACCCGCGGGCCGCCGGGAGGUGUAGUCCGUCCCGCUUGCCCAGUCACAGCGGCGCAGCCAGCCCCGCGCUCGGAGCCCGGAGCCGCCGGCCAGGGGGAUGCGGGAGCCCCUGGUUCGGGGGAGCAGAGAGGCAGGCGGGGUGAGGGUCGUUGCCAGGCAACGGGCAAGCGUGGCGGUUGGGGAGCCGAGGACGGCAUGUCCCAGGCCCCAGGAGCACAGCCGAGCCCGCCCUCCGUGUACCACGAACGGCAGCGCCUGGAGCUGUGUGCCGUCCACGCCCUCAACAACGUCCUGCAGCAGCAGCUCUUCACCCAGGAGGCUGCCGACGAGAUCUGCAAGAGGUUGGCCCCAGACUCCCGGCUGAACCCCCAUCGCAGCCUCCUGGGCACUGGCAACUAUGACGUCAACGUGAUCAUGGCCGCCCUGCAGGGGCUGGGCCUGGCCGCCGUGUGGUGGGACAGAAGGAGGUCCCUGUCCCAGCUGGCCCUCCCCCAGGUGCUGGGGCUGAUCCUGAACCUGCCCUCGCCCGUGUCGCUGGGGCUGCUGUCCCUGCCGCUGCGCCGGCGGCACUGGGUGGCCCUGCGCCAGGUGGACGGCGUCUACUACAACCUGGACUCCAAGCUGCGGGCGCCCGAGGCCCUGGGGGACGAGGACGGCGUCAGGACCUUCCUGGCAGCCGCAUUGGCUCAGGGCCUGUGUGAGGUGCUGCUGGUGGUGACCAAGGAGGUGGAGGAGAAGGGGGGCUGGCUGCGGACAGACUGACCCCGCGGAGGAGGGAACCACAGCUGCCCGCCCGACCGGCGCACUCCCUGUGCCUCCACGUCCGCCUCCCGAGCGAGCGCGCGCCGGGGAAGGGCCAGCCGCACCUCAUGGACCCCUCCGCGGCCCGACCCCCCUCCCUGCACCCCUGCUCCCCAACCACUGCUGCCUCAGUAAACAUGCUGAUCUGCGCCCGGCCGGCCCGCGUCUGCUGGGCCCCUUCCUCCAGUGACUCCCGUUCAUCAGAGAGGCCGGUCCCCUGUGAGCCCAUGCCCCUCUCUCGGCCACCUCAUGCCAGUCUCUCACCUCUCCGGGCCUCCGUUUCCUCAUCGGGGACACAGCAGAAAACAGCACAAUCCCUGCCCUCGCGGGGCAGCGGGCUGGGGACCAGGAGCCAAUGACUCAGUGCCGUCUAGAGUGCUGUGCCGGGUGUGUGCCAAGGAGCCAGCAGGUGCUGAUUUCUUGACUCAAAGCUCUACUCAGCGAUUGCAGUAAUGGCCCCAAAGAUGUCCACGUCCUCAUCCGUGGAACCGGCGAGUAUGUCCCACCACGUGGCAAAGAGGAAUGAAGGUUGCAAAAACACUGACCUUAAAAGAGGGACAUUAUCCUGCCUUCUCCCCAUGGCCCAGUGAAGUCACAAGGGUUCUUAAAAGUGGAGAGGGAGGGGCCAGCCCUGGCGGCCUAGUGGUUAAGUGCAGCGUGCUCUGCUUUAGCAGCCUGGGCCCAGUUCCCAGGCACAGACCUACACCACUCUGUUAGCGGCCAU